UCCCUCUCUCUACAUUUUCAAAUUCAAAACCACACUCCCCCCUGCGUUUCCGCUUCCAGACCGUUGCAAGAAAACACCACACAAGAAGAAAACCAAAACGGAGAAGAAGAAAAAGAUCUGAAAAAAAUGGAAUCAAAACACCACCACCACCACUCCCCCACUCCCCUCCUCCUGAAAGACAUCUCCAAUUUCAAAACCCCCAAACACCCCCCUCCCUCCUCCCGAAACCCCAAUAACAACCUCCGCUCCCCCUACACCCCGUUCUUCACUGCCUCCAAACAAACCCCCUCUGUCUCCUCCUCCUCUCGGCCGCGCCCCCACCCUUCGUCCUCCCGCUCCAAAAUCUCCCGGCGUCUCAAGGCCUUCGAGCUUGAACAGUCCAAGUCAUCACGGAAAGCCCAAAUCGACAAGGAGAAGUCGUUAAAGUCGUUGGCCAAAUCGCUCACCGUAUGGCUCAACUUCUUGCUCCAGAACCCUGGGUCGUGCGGCUGCGAUGUGUCGAGAGUGACUGGAGAAAACGGAAGUGCGAAGGAGUUGGAAGCGAGGGCGGGGUUAGGGCACGGGAAAAGGGAGAGUUGUUCUGGUGCUGGGGUGGUUGGGGUGGACACGGCGUGGCGGUGCCCUAAACGGAUGAGGGGAUCCGCUUGGUGUGGUGGUGGUUCGAAGGAAGACGGCUCGAUUUCGAAUUCGAAGUUUUCGGCUUUGCAAUCUUCGUUGCAGGACGUGUGUAGUUUCGAUGAUUUGCACCAGAGAAUGAAGCUUUACUUGAGCUUGGGUAGUUGUAAAGAAAUUUUUAGUGUGAUGACCCAUGUAACAAAGAAUAUAGAUGAAGGAAGAUUGAAAAUGAAAGCACACUGUCCUAUUGUAACUGAUGUUGGGAUGAAGGAGAAGGCAUCAAGAAUCCUUAUGUGUUACAACCCAGUUUGGCUACGGAUUGGAUUGUAUAUUAUUUUUGGUGGUGAUUCGUUGUUGCCAACUGGAGACGUGAAUUCUGAAAAGGAAAUUGCAUUCUUGAAGAUGGUAAUUGAGAAGCAGUUUUUCUCUCAUGGUGGUCUAGCUAGAGUUUAUGCUUAUAACAAGUUAGUCGAAGGUUUAUAUAGACCGGGAUACUUCGAAGUAUUGGGCAAUGUUAUCUUGAAGAGAUUUCUGUUACUUGCACUCAUUCUUGAUAGAGCUAAAACUCAGAGCUGCCUUCCUAUCGAGUAUGGCAUUGAUGCAUUGGAUGGUGGUUCUCCUCUUCUGUUCACUUUGCAGUCCAAAAGUAAAUCAAGUGGUCAACUUAUCUGCGAUUUCUUAUCAUCGGAGGUGAUGCAUGGAGAAGGUAAUCUUCUUGCUCAUCUAGUGAUUGUAGGAUACAAAGUAUCUCACCAUCAGAGUCCUCUCAAUGAGUUUGACUUCAGUGUCACAGAGUUGUUUGUUGAUCUCCGAGAUGGAGUGCGGCUUUGUAGAGCUAUUCAACUCUUGCAACAUGACACUUCCAUUUUGACGAAAAUUUUGGUCCCAUCAGAUAGCCAUAAGAAGAAUGUGGCUAAUUGUGGUAUUGCCAUGCAACAUCUAAAGCAAGCCGGUGUGCCCCUGUUUGAUGAAGAUGGAUCAGUUAUUGUAGGAGAGGACAUUGUUAGUGGAGAUAAGGAACUUACACUUUCCUUGCUUUGGAACAUCUUCAUUCACUUGCAGCUGCCACUUCUUAUCAACAAAACGCUUCUAUUGGAGGAAAUUUCCAGAAUCCGAGGAGGUAACGCGGAAAGCUCAAUUAAUUCCACUCUUUUGGACAUGCUUCUGAAUUGGAUCCAGGCGAUAUGUGAAAGUUACGAUUUCAGGGUUGAUGGUUUUGCGUCACUUGUUGAUGGCAAAGCCAUGUGGUGCUUGCUUGAUUAUUACUUCCGGAAGGAACUUGAUUGUUCAUGUUCUCCAACGGAUGUUGGGGAAACAAGUGGGGAGACUUCAAUCAUGUCACUUAGUGAUUAUACAGAUGCCGUUCACAACUUCAUAUUAUCACAGAAACUGGCUACAUUGUUGGGAAACUUUCCAGAGGUUCUGCAAGUUAGCGACAUACUUGAACACAAAGGUGCAUGUAACAGUCAGAGCGUGGUUAUUCUGUUGGUUUUCCUUUCGUUCCAGCUAAUUAUUCGAAAAAACACGGACCAGCUAAAUUUUCAUAAACUCUUGGGCUUUAGUUGUCAAAGUCCAGAGAGGAGACGUUUAAGUAUGGAACGGUGCUUUGUGAAUUCUGAAGCAGUACUCAACCAAGAAGACAGACAUGGGAACACCACUGAAGAUGGAAUUAAAAGUUUUAAAGCCAUUAUGGCUUGGUGGCAAGACAUGGCUAUGCAGAGCAAAAGAUUUGACAAGCAACCAGGUACCUGUUUGCAGUUCAUAUCAACUAGCAUGAGCAGCAGUAAAGUGGAAAGAGAAAAUGCAGCAAAAGUUAUUCAGUCUCAUUUUAGAAGAUCAAUGAAACUCAAAGACUACAUGCAGACAAGGAGUGCAGUUUCUUUUUUGCAGAAUGUGAUUCGAGCUUGGCUGGCUGCAAAGAGGCAACUAAUCACUACUAGAUUCUGUACCAGACUUCAGGAUUCAUCAUGUGACAGGUGGAAGCAGUCAGAAGUUUUGGAUAGAUAUAUCACAUACAUUGUUGACAGGCAUAAUUUUGUCAAGUUGAAAAAGGCUGUGGAAAUCAUUCAGCAUGCUACAAGGGCUUGGAUUUCUCGGAAACACCACUGUAGAAGCAAUUUAGCUCCAGAUAUGUCUACUUUUGAUGUUGUCAAUGCUGCCGUUGUUGUUCAGAAGUGCAUUCGUGGAUGGAGAGGAAGGUCUAUAUACUUUCAGAGGGUUACUUUGUUCGAGAAUGAACUUCAAACAAAAGCAGCAUCUACUAUCCAGCUUUCUUGGAAAAAGUUUCUUGUCUAUAGAAGCCUCUGCUGUCAGCACUUAGCUGCAACUAAAAUUCAGAGUUGCUAUCGGGGUUGGUUAACGAGAAAGAGUUUCGUAAGUCAGAAGGAAGCAGUGCUGAAAAUUCAAAGUGUUUUUCAAUGUGCAAGGGAUAUUCGACGAUACAAAAUUGCAACUAGAUCAGCAAUUGUUAUCCAAUCUUAUGUACGUGGAUGGAUUGCUCGAAGAGGUGUUCGUCGAUUGACGUUUCUCAUUGUUGUCCUUCAAAGUCAUUGCCGUGGUUGGUUUUCAAGAAGGGAGAUUUUGGCUAAAAGAGAGGCUGUGAUAAAGAUCCAAAGUGCUUGUCGAUGCAUACAAUGCUGGAAGGUUUUCCGUUGUCAUAGGAAUGCUGCAAUAGAAAUCCAACGGUUUGUCAGGGGGCAGAUUGUUCGAAGGAGGCUUUUAGGGGCUUCUUGCCUGUACAAGGGUGUUCCAAUGGAAUGCCCUUCGACUUCAAGAACUUGGUUCCAUAGUCUUGAAUGGGGUAUAUUUCUUUGCUCAGUUUUGAAGUUGCAAAGGUGGUGGAGGGGUGUUUUACUGCAAAAAUCAAGAACAAAGUCAGCAGUUGUUAUCCAAUCUCAUGUACGAGGAUGGAUAGCCAGGCGUGAAGAGAAUAGGAAGAGGCAGUGUAUUAUUAUAAUACAAACGAGGGGUGUUUUAAUGGAGAAAUCAAGAAUGAAGUCAGCAGUUGUUAUCCAAUCUCAUGUACGAGGGUGGAUUGCCAGGCGUGAGGCGAAGAGAAAGAGGCAUUGCAUUACUACAAUCCAAUCAUACUGGAAAGGUUACCUUGCACGAAAGGAUUCAAGGGGGAAGCAGCUGAUUGAUUUACGCUUGAGGGUGAAAAAAACUGCUGCAAAUGUAGAUGACGGCAUGCGUAUUAUAAACAGACUUGUGGCUGCACUUUCUGAUCUGCUGAGCAUGAAAAGUGUCAGUGGCAUUCUUCAUACCUGUGCAACUUUAGAUAUGGCUACAAAGUAUUCACAAAAAUGUUGUGAGAAACUUGUGGAAGCUGGGGCUAUUGACACUUUACUGAAGUUAAUUCGCUCAGUCAGUCGAAGCAUACCUGAUCAAGAGGUUCUGAAACAUGCACUGUCCACUCUAAGAAACCUAGCCCGGUAUUCGCAUUUGGCUGAGGUGCUGGUUGGUAGUCGUGGAUCUUUGGAAACAGUUCUGUGCGAGUUUCUAAGAAACAAAGAGGAGGCGUAUUUCAUUGCUUCUGAGCUUUUGAAGAAGAUUUGUUCAAGCCCAAAAGGUGUUGAAGCUGUACGCAAUUCACCAGCACUGUUGAAGAGGUUACACAAUCUUGUUGAGGAUCUAAGAAGGAAGGCAGGCAAUGAAAAGAGGAAUGCUAGGGGCGUGCUUGCAAAAGAGCUGGUGGAGAGAAGAUUAAGUGAAGCCGUAGAGCUUCUAAACUUAAUUACAAAUGGUUAAAACUACUUCAAACCCUAUAUUGGCAGAUUGUCUAUUUUUGAGAAUUAACUUGCUUCUUCAGUUAGAUGCUGCUCUUGUGUGUGUAUGUCUGCAGUUCAACGGAAAUUGCAACCAUUGCUCUUUGAACUAUGGUUUAGCUAAUACUAACAAGGUUGACAAUAUUGUCAUUUGUUGAUAGUAGACAUGACUAUGGUCGAGUUAUUUUCGCAUUUUGAAAUGCGCAGCACAUUGUUGAAAAUUGAUUUCCACUAUUUAUGUUAAAUGGUGAGAUUUCCAUUUAAUUCCACUAUAUAAGUGAAUAUCUCUC
Rhododendron vialii is the source of this 4669-nucleotide messenger RNA. RefSeq lists its product as uncharacterized. Gene Ontology annotation, biological process: mitotic cell cycle; spindle organization; establishment of meiotic spindle localization. The record is from RefSeq and is a predicted model, not a curated record. Bases 127 to 4362 code for a protein of 1411 amino acids. The transcript has 20 exons. NCBI's taxonomy places the organism in Eukaryota, Viridiplantae, Streptophyta, Magnoliopsida, Ericales, Ericaceae. Gene Ontology annotation, molecular function: protein binding. Gene Ontology annotation, cellular component: spindle pole.